AUGACUACCAAAUCGAUCCAACAGCUUCUCACUCUCCUCAACCCUCCUCCCUCCACCCCCUCCGUCAGGCCCGAGACUCCGGCCACCGCCGCCGCCGCCGCCGCCGCCGCCGCACGCCCUCCUCCUACUCCGCCGCCUCCGAGCUCCGACGCCGACCCCACCAUCUUCAUCCCCAGCUACUCCAGCUGGUUCUCCUUGGACCACAUCUACCGAACCGAGGUCCGAUCCCUCCCGGAAUUCUUCCACUCCCGCCCGCCGGCCAAGAACCCUAGCCUCUACAAGUACUACCGCAACCACAUCAUCCGCCGCUACCGCUCCAACCCCGGCCGCCGCCUCACUUUCACCGACGUCCGCAAAACCCUAGUCGGCGACGUCGGCUCCAUUCUCAGGGUUUUCAACUUCCUGGAGGCUUGGGGAUUGAUCAACUACGCUCCGUCGGUCAAGUCGCUGAAAUGGGAGGAGAAGGAAGCCAAAUCCGCCGCGCACGGCGGCGCUCAGUCGCCAAAGAUCGGGGUUAAAGACGCUUCUGCCCCUGCUGCCAAGGACAAGCAGAGGACCUGCGACGGCUGCAAGUCUCUAUGCAGCAUUGCGUGCUUUGUUUCCGAAAAGUAUGAGAUGACUUUAUGUGCGAGAUGUUAUGUUCGUGGGAACUAUCGGGUUGGUGUGAGUUCUUCGGAUUUUAGAAGGGUUGAGAUUAAUGAAGAAACUGGGGAUGGUUGGUCAGAUAAGGACACAUUGCAUUUGCUAGAAGCACUUAUGCAUUAUGGUGAUGAUUGGAGAAAGGUUGCGCAACAUGUUGGUAGAAGCGAGAAGGAAUGUGUGGCGCAUUUUCUCAAGCUUCCUUAUGCUGAUAAGCCGAUAGAUGAUUUGGAUUCCGAGAAGUUGGAUGGUAGUGGUAUGAGUCCAGUGAAGGUGGGGGAUGGGGAUGGUGAGGUUGGUUUGGAGAGCAAGAGGAUGCGUCUCACGCCUCUUGCAGAUGCUAGCAACCCAAUUAUGGCUCAGACUGCGUUUCUGUCUGCUUUGUCGGGUGUAAAGGCUGCGGAAGCGGCUGCUAGUGCCGCUGUGAGAACCCUGUGUGAGGCGGAUUAUGAAACAAGUAGGAUGACUGUUGGACCUCCGGGGGUGAGUGGAGGUGAUGCUGUGAUGAAUGGAGACACUGAAGCCAAACUUAAUGCGAUGGGGGGCGCAUUUGUGGAUGCGAAUUCAGAACUGGAGAAGGAAGGGCUGGGUGUGGAGAGAGCAAUUACUGGCAUUACGGAGGUGCAGAUGAAAGAGAUUCAAGAUAGGAUUGUUCGUUUUGAGGAAAUAGAUUUGCAGGUGGAGAAAGAAAAGCAUCAACUGGAGCAAAUGAAGUCGAUGCUGUUUGUGGAUCAGCUUGUGCUUUUGUCUCAUAAAAGGUCUGCACCUAAAACCAAAAGCUAGAAUAGCGAUGCGGUAUUAGAAUGCAAAAUUGAUGGACUUCGCGUAGUUCAAUGUUCUACCUAGAAGACAGAUAUCUUAUUAUUAGCAGUGUACUGAAAACUCGUAUUAUUCAAGGAGGGACAGCUUAGAUUCUCAACACAGAGCAAUUUCGCCUUUGCAUUCUUCUUUGCUUGUCAAUACCUAACUGCAGGUAGGCUACAUUAUUCAUUUAUGAAAUUUAGUUUAAGCAGAUAUGUGUUUCUAUGAAUGGUGUUUGGAUUCCUGUAUGUUUCAUUUAGAUUACAUAAACACCAUCUUUGUGCAAUCUAUGAGGCGCCUUAUUUUUAUCAAUGAAAACUUACAAGUUUCCGGUA
Messenger RNA from Fragaria vesca subsp. vesca, 1775 nucleotides. RefSeq names its product SWI/SNF complex subunit SWI3B-like. The coding region runs from base 1 to 1422 and encodes 473 amino acids. The transcript has 2 exons. Gene Ontology annotation, molecular function: protein binding. The record is from RefSeq and is a predicted model, not a curated record. Lineage: Eukaryota; Viridiplantae; Streptophyta; Magnoliopsida; Rosales; Rosaceae.